GCAGUGCACGCACUACUGCAGUUGCCGUGACGUUCAUAACAGAGGCAAGUCCGAACAAAUAUCUCCCUAUACGUGCAAUAAUAAUAAGACACGGCAGCCUUAUAAAGAAGUCGAUUUAACGUAUUUAGCCAGCUUAGAGGAUCCUUUCACGUCUGGAAACGAAAAUGAAAAUGCUAUGUGGAUUAUUUUCGCAGUAGCUUAUCCAGUAGAUGAUUAUUUAUUAUCGCUUCUACCUGUCAAAGCGAAAUCCUUCAGUGGACUGAUGAUAAAAAUGAUGCAUGCCGAGGAUGAACUGACCAAAGCAGCCGCGACUGGAAAUACUUCCCGUGUUCAGUUUUUACUGUCUAACGGAGUCGAUGCGAACGGCGUUAACAAAUUCGGGAGAACACCUAUACAGAUUGCACGUGUUUUGAGCCCGCAGGUGGUGAUGAUGGGAAACACACCUCUGGCUCACCUGCUGCUGGAACACGGAGCAGAUCCUAAUGUUCCUGACCCCAGAACAGGAAGCACUCCUUUGCACGACGCGGCCAGAACCGGCUUCACCGACACCGUGCGGCUCUUCGUUCGCUUUAACGCCGACCCCAACGCGACAGAUCACUUCAAUUUACGACCCGUGGAUGUGGCACGGCAGACUGGCCACAUGGACGUGGUCGAAUUUCUCACUAGUAUUUAAACGCUAAUGUGUGUUUUUUUUUUUUUUAGUAACUACAUAUUUAUCACAUAGCUUAAUGUGACAGGAAUAAAACUGUAAAAAGUCAAGAAAUGAGCGCCGCUGUGAUGCACUUUCAUAUUUGUAGGCUAAUGAUCAUUUAAAGUAGCCUAUUGUUUGUGGGUUUUUAUGCUGUUUGAGUAUUAAACAUUUUAAUUAUUUUC
Molecule: messenger RNA, 873 nt
Organism: Puntigrus tetrazona (Sumatra barb)
Lineage: Eukaryota; Metazoa; Chordata; Actinopteri; Cypriniformes; Cyprinidae
Gene: cdkn2
Product: cyclin-dependent kinase inhibitor 2A/B (p15, inhibits CDK4)
Exons: 2
Coding region: 176-673 (165 amino acids)
Biological process (GO): negative regulation of cell population proliferation; regulation of cyclin-dependent protein serine/threonine kinase activity
Cellular component (GO): nucleus
Molecular function (GO): protein kinase binding; cyclin-dependent protein serine/threonine kinase inhibitor activity
Source: RefSeq, a predicted model, not a curated record